Trichoderma harzianum CBS 226.95 is the source of this 2091-nucleotide messenger RNA. RefSeq lists its product as hypothetical. Gene Ontology annotation, cellular component: cytoplasm. The transcript has 4 exons. NCBI's taxonomy places the organism in Eukaryota, Fungi, Ascomycota, Sordariomycetes, Hypocreales, Hypocreaceae. Gene Ontology annotation, biological process: intracellular signal transduction; protein phosphorylation. The record is from RefSeq and is a predicted model, not a curated record. The coding region runs from base 1 to 2091 and encodes 696 amino acids. Gene Ontology annotation, molecular function: ATP binding; protein serine/threonine kinase activity.
AUGUCGUCCACCCACGUCCGCCGGCACCAGCCGCAGCCUCAGCAGGAAGAUGUCGCGACGGCGCCCAAGAACAUCGCCCGGGCCGAUCAGCAGCCGCAGGAGAAGAAGUCCCGGGCCGAGCAGCGCAUCGGCGCCUACACCGUCAUCCGCACGCUGGGCGAGGGCUCCUUUGGCAAGGUUCGCCUAGCCAUCCACAAUGGCACCGGCCAGCAGGUUGCUCUCAAGAUCAUCACCCGCAAGAAGCUCAUCAGCCGCGACAUGGCCGGUCGAGUCGAGCGUGAGAUUGAGUAUCUCCAGCUGCUCCGCCACCCGCACAUCAUCAAGCUGUAUACCGUCAUCAAGACCCCGGCCGAAAUCAUCAUGGUGCUUGAGUAUGCCGGUGGCGAGCUGUUUGAUUACAUUGUCCAGAACGGCCGCAUGAAGGAGGCAGAGGCACGCCGUUUCUUCCAGCAGAUGAUAUGUGCUGUCGAGUACUGCCAUCGCCACAAGAUUGUCCACCGAGAUCUAAAGCCCGAAAACCUGUUACUGGAUGAGAAUCUCAACGUCAAGAUUGCCGAUUUUGGUCUCAGCAACAUCAUGACCGACGGCAACUUCCUCAAGACGAGCUGCGGCAGCCCCAACUAUGCUGCCCCUGAGGUCAUCGGUGGAAAGCUCUAUGCCGGCUCUGAGGUGGACGUGUGGAGCUGCGGAGUUAUUCUCUACGUCCUGCUUGUCGGAAGGCUGCCCUUUGAUGAUGAGCACAUCCCUAGCCUCUUUGCCAAAAUCGCUAGGGGUACCUAUAGCAUGCCUCAAUGGAUGCCGGCUGGUGCCGCCGCCUUGAUCAAGGGCAUGCUGGUUGUCAAUCCCGUCCAGCGAAUGACCAUUGACGAGAUUAGGGCUGACCCGUGGUUCAACACCGACUUGCCCACGUACUUGCAGCCUCCCGUCGAGGAGUUCUUCCAUACCGGUGUUGAUCCUAACAAAGCCAUUCAGAAGAGCGAUAUUGCACCCAAUGCUCCUGAAAAGGUGCAAGAGAAGCUCCACAAUGAGGUUACAGAAAAGAUUAGCAAGACCAUGGGAUACGGCAAAGACGAUGUCGAGGAGGCUCUCCAAUCCGAGGAACCCUCAGCAAUCAAGGACGCCUACAUGAUUGUCCGAGAAAACAAACUCAUGCUAGCAAAUAAUCCAGAAUCUGGCCUCACUGGUGAGGAAGGCAGUCCUAUGAUGAGCAUCUCUUCUACACGAUCCGCUAUUUCACCUGGAGGCACAUCUCCUCGUCCAUACGUCAACAAGGUCGGCAUCCUACCCAGCAGUCUCCCCGCCUAUCACAGAGACUACAUGGAGAGGGAAAAGAACGGAACCGAUCACGACCCUCUACCCCCAACUAUAGCUAUUAACGAUGAGCUACCCACUACUCGAACCGAGGCCGAGAAGGAAGAGGCAGCACGUCGUCUAAAUCCCCACGCACGCAAUGCUCUACGCCUGGACGAAUCUAGUAAACGCCCACAGGGAAUGACACCAAUUACUACACCCGCCAAAAAGUCCAAGCCUGUGCGCUGGCAAUUUGGCAUCCGAUCUCGCAAUGCGCCAUGGGAGGCCCUUCUCUGUAUUCACAAAGCCCUCCAUAAGCUCGGUGCAUCUCAUCUCCGCGAUGAGGGUUACGAUGAGGCGCACGGCAGAGGGGGCGACGACGCUACAAGUCGUGAUAGCAGCUUUGCAAACGGCGUUCCUUUGGCACGCAAGUUAAAUGACACUGAUCCUACUAAGAAGUAUAAACUACCUGCGGAUCCAUGGCAUAUCCAAGUCAGAUGGCCAUCGUCUGACAUCCAAAGAGAGGCAGAACGCCGACAAGAUUCCGAAAUCAAGAGCGGGUCGCCAGACAGCUUCCACGUCUACUCUCCCGAAGACCCGACUUCACGCAAGGAUUUCGUCGCCCUGCACAUGGACAUUCAAAUCUAUGAGAUGGAACAGGGAGUCUAUCUUGUGGACUUCAAGUGCUCGGGCUACGAGACCCAGGACGGAAGGCUGCUCGAAGAGAAGGAGGUCACCAGCCCGUUCCCCUUCUUGGAUCGGGCCGCCAAGUUGAUCAUGCAGCUAGCCGAGGCUGACUAG